UUGUGACUUUGAAAUUUGUAAUUAUGAGAUUUUUUGGGAAAAACGUCUUUUUUCUUCAUCUGUUUGCUCAAUACCGGCCAGAACCUCAUUGGCCUCUAAUAAUCAAAAUUCUUUACUACUUGGAAAGAUUUUGUUGCUAUGUUUGUUUCACAGCCACUUUGGCUUUUAGUGCAAUAGCGGUUGUUCUUGAUGAUACCGGAGAGAUUGCACACAGUGCUAUCAACAUCGUCAAUAUCCUUAUCUAUGCUAGUAUUGCUUUAAGGAAUAUUCACUUUGUUUACUAUUCUGAUGUCGUCGAAUAUUUAAUCAUGAGAAUGAAUACUGUGAUGCGAGAAAAGGCAUCUUUGGGUUUUGAACCAUAUACAAUGAAACAAGGUCGUACUGUAUCUAAUCGCAUGCACAAUGCUUGGAAUCUGUUCGCAAUCGGUGCUGGAAUGGGAAUGGCAUUAAGUCCGUUCUUCAAAAGAAAGAAAGAACUACCGUUACAAUACUGGUUAUUCUAUGAUUGGACUGAUGAUAGAUAUUAUAUGCCAACAUUAGUAUUCCAAACCAUGUCUCAGAUAUUCAUGGUUUCCUGUUUUGCUAAUAUUGAAAUGUUUAACGCAUGUUUUACUAUUUUAUUACGCUAUCAAUUCAAGUUGCUUGGUGAUGACUUCAAACACAUUUUUUCUAAUGCGUUACAUAAAAUAGGAAUGCCACGCACUGAUGUGGAAUAUUUUAUGAACAAUAGAGAAGAUAAAUUAUAUAUAAACAAAAUUCAAAAGAUUGCUGAUACUAAAGAAUUUAAAAGUGCUAUUCUGGAUAACUUAAAAUUUUGCAUUCAUCAUCAUCAAGAUAUGCUCACGUUCAAAGAUGAAUUCUAUGGGUUUAUUUCGUUCCAAUUGAGUACUGAGUUAUUAUUUUUAUUGGGUUAUUUAAUAUUUUCGUUAUUUACGGUAACAAUUACUGAUGAUCCCACCAUUUAUUUCGCUCUAAGUCAAUAUUUUGGUGGAACUGUUUGUCAAAUCUAUAUGAUGGGUGUUUUCGGGGAAAAAUUGACAAUGGAAGUGGACGAAUUAAGAAAUAUACUUUAUGAUCAACCAUGGUAUUUUUGCGAUAAAGAAUUCAGAAAGGAUUUCCUAAUUAUACAAAUGCGUAUGACAAAAAAUGGUUAUUUAAAAGCUGGGAAACUGUUGGAUAUGUCUUUAGAAACAUUUUUAGAGUUUAUGAAGAAAGCAGCAUCAUUUUUCGCUGUUUUGCGACAAGUUAAUGGAGAAGAUUAAGGUUUUAAUCCUGGCACUGCUAGAAAACUUUAGAAGUAGAGAUGAAUAUCUUAUAAAGUUUCAAUUGUGGCUUACAAGUGACAAUUGUAUUCUUUUAUUAAAAUCCCAAUUAGAUUUAGUCUAGCUACGCUGAAUUGAAAUUAUUACUUUCUGUAAUUACAGCACUUUUGAACUUAUUCCAAGGUGUCAACCACAGACUUUUUUACGACUUAUUAACUUUUAAAACACUUAUUAAGUCAUUAUACUUUUUCAUAACUAUACAUUUUUGUGACACCUAUAAAAGGUAAGUUAUGUUUCGAUAUUCUGUUUUACUCUUGACUGUGUAUUAUACAACAUAAUUAUAAAAAUGACAAAAGUGAAGAA
Molecule: messenger RNA, 1625 nt
Organism: Dalotia coriaria
Lineage: Eukaryota; Metazoa; Arthropoda; Insecta; Coleoptera; Staphylinidae
Exons: 6
Coding region: 24-1262 (412 amino acids)
Biological process (GO): sensory perception of smell; detection of chemical stimulus involved in sensory perception of smell
Cellular component (GO): plasma membrane
Molecular function (GO): olfactory receptor activity; odorant binding
Source: RefSeq, a predicted model, not a curated record